Dromaius novaehollandiae (emu) is the source of this 3770-nucleotide messenger RNA. It is a transcript of the gene C3H6orf120, whose product is annotated as chromosome 3 C6orf120 homolog. The coding region runs from base 420 to 977 and encodes 185 amino acids. The transcript is spliced from 2 exons. Lineage: Eukaryota; Metazoa; Chordata; Aves; Casuariiformes; Dromaiidae. The record is from RefSeq and is a predicted model, not a curated record.
GCGCCCACCCCCGCCGUGGGGAGGGGGCGGGGGAGGCGCGAGCGCGGGGCGGCGACGCCGCGAGAGCUCGGCGGUAACGGCGGUGAACGGCGCGCGGGGGACGCUGGGCUGCGCUGCGCUGCGCGGGAGGCGGGGCCGAGGCCUUCCCCCGCCCCGCCCCGCCCCUCCCCGCCCCGCCCCGCGCGCAGCUGCUCAGCGGGCAGCGGGCAGCAGCCCGGGGCCGAGGUGCGGCUGUGGCGUGUGCGUGGGGGAGCGGCGAGGGGCUCCGCGCGGCGAGGGGCGGAGCGGUCCCGCGCCUGCGGCGCCCGCGGGGCGGCCUCCGCGCCGCUCCUCGCGGCCGCGGCUCCGGCCCCGCGGCCGUGCCCCGGGCAGGCUAGUGCACGUGACAUAGGAAGAGUCUGAGUAAAACUUAAAGAGCCAUGGCAACACACUGGAGGAGAAUCCUGAUAACAUUUGUGGCAGCUCAAGCACUAUUUGCGGUAAAUACCUUUGAGGAAGAGGAUGUGCCUGAAGAAUGGAUUCUUCUUCAUGUUGUUCAAGGUCAGAUCGGAGCUGGAAACUACAGCUAUUUGAGACUAAAUCAUGAGGGAAAGAUAGUACUUCAGAUGCGGAGUUUAAAAGGUGAUGCAGACUUGUAUGUAUCUGAUAUGACUCUUCACCCAAGCUUUGAUGAAUAUGAGUUACAGUCUGUAACUUGUGGCCAAGAUGUUGUUCAUGUACCAGCACACUUCCGCCGCCCAGUGGGAAUAGGGAUUUAUGGUCAUCCCUCUCACCUGGAGAGCGAGUUUGAAAUGAAAGUAUAUUAUGAUCGAACAGUUGUACAAUAUCCAUUUGGUGAGGCUUCUUACAACCCAGAAGAAAUGGAGACAAACCAGAAAUACUCACACUCAGCAGAAGAUGAAUCUCAGGAGGAAGAGUCUGUUUUCUGGACCAUACUUAUUGGAAUAUUGAAACUAAUACUUGAAAUUCUUUUCUAAAUUGAUACACACUGGACUAAAUCACAUUUGAGCCUGUGAAAUUGAAUAUGAAUGACUUGCUGUAAUACUUAGUAUUCUUUGUGAAGUUUCCUGAAGAGGUAUCCAGGUUACUUUUUCUAUACCCAGAAAGGAAGGGGGGGAAAAGCCAUACUUAAUUUUAAAUCCUCUCCUAUAUGUAAAUAGAGCAGCAAGCACAGUAUUUAUAGUGUUCUUCAGAGAUCAGGGCUUAAAAAUGAAUGUACAGAUGGGAAUCUUACUAAAUUCACUUUAAAUAGGUGCUUAGGAAAAAAAAUAACCCUAAUUCAGUAUUUUCUAUCAAUUUUUUAUUUUAAAAAAAAAGAUGCUGCACUUCAGUGCCCCUCUCAAUUUAAAGCAUAUUUAUAAAUAAGAUCUGCUGCUCUGAACAAGCAUCUUCAGUAAAACUCAUCAGCAAUGGCUUUUGAGUCAAACUGAGGAGCCUAGGGUGAAAGAAGGAAAAAACAAAUAAACACCUAAGGGAAUAGGUGAUCUAUAUUUUUGACUGCUUGUGCUCUAUGUUAUUUAAGUCAACCAUCUGCAAGUGGAGGCCUGUCCACUCACUCACUCAUCACCUCUGCAAAUCCAUGACAUGAAUCAAGUGCAUGUUGUUUCUUCAUUAUUGCUAUACAGAGAGUAAGCCUUCAGCUGUUCUUAUCUGUCAUUAUGACAUUCCUCAUUAAAAGCAAUGCAGUGUAUAGUAUCCUGAGCUUGGGAGGUGUUUUCUUAUGCCUCCCCUCAUAAUUUUGUGGGUUUUUUUUUUUUUUGGUAGACAUGUUUACAGUCUCAGUACAUCUUUAUGAAUAAGUCAUUAACUUGUAAAGAAAACUGUCACUGAAAGGAAUUUACAGUACAUAUUAAGAAGGUCAGGUCAUGCCCAUACUUCCAUGAAAGUUAAUUUUUCCAAGAAUAUUUUUGUUUUGGUUAGGUCUUACAAAGUAACCAGUUGCUAUGCAAAUAGUGUACAUUUAAAUUGCUCUGUAACUUUCUUUUCACAGAGCUUACUGAUAAGUGCACUGAAAUGAACAAGUAUGUUAAUAUAGUUUUAUACAAAUGGUGCGUGUACAAUUUAAAUUUCACUAUUGAAAGUUUUCUCUUUCUGAAUGGGAAUUUGGCUUUUCUAUCUAGACAUCUGACAGGACACAGUUAGUGAAUUUUAUCACAAAAAAUCAUUAUAUAGCCAAAAUUAAAAGUUUAUUUGGUAAAAAGAAAAAAAAGUGGUAUUGUUCCUCUCAGAGUGGUUGGUUAAAUAGCACCAAAUUAUCACUUAAACUUGUGCAGUUAAGUUUUGGACAACAAGGGAGUUUGGUUUGCUUUGCUUUUUUUUUUUUUUUUUUUAUCCCUCCUUGCUGUUUUUCCCCCUUCUUCCUCCUCUUCUGGGUACAGGAGGGUCUUUCUGACAACAAUCACAAAUCCAGCGACCUAAGAAAAGAAAGUUAUCCAUUAUUGGGAAGCUACCUUUGAUACUCACUCCUCUAAGUUAUGCACCUUUCACCAUUUUAAUAGGUGCUAAUCUAUUUGUAUUGGCUCCUUUAAUGUAAAUAACCAGUGUUUUUCUAUAGAAUGUAAACAUCUUUUCUAAAAGGUAUAGAAAGUAGCAUAUAAAAUUCACCCUUCCUUGCAGACUCAUUACAUGUAACAAUUGGCUACACAUGUUUAUGGACAACGAGAAAUAAAAGCUAGCACUGUUAAGGAGGUGAUUACAGGAAAGAAAGAACUUGACAAAUUAUGUUUGAGGUUGCAAAUUAAAUUUUCAUGCAAGUGCUCACAAUUCAAAGUUAUGGGCAAUUACUUUGAGCAGAAAUGAAUGGCAGUUGGAGAAUGUUGCCAUUCUUCUGCCACAGAGUACUAGGUCCCAUUCCCCAAAUCAGUGUCAGUUAUUUCAGUGCAGUCAGGCAGCACAGAUUAAACUGUUAGCAGGGGUUUGUCACCAGACCUCAAACUAAAACUUGUUUAUUGAGGGAACAAUAAUGGGUAGAGAAAAGAGCAGGAGCAUUACUAUUUAUAUUGCAGCAGCUGGAAUCAUAAAGUUGCUUUGCUAAUUUUAUGGUUUUGUAGGAACAUAAUCUAUUGUUUUUAUAUUCUGUCCUUAGAUCAGCCUGAAAGUUAAAUCAGCCAUAGAACCUGUACUGAAGUGGCAGCUGGUUUGGGUACUUCCAAAAUGGGAAUAUACAACAGGGAUUUGUUCAUAUUUGAAAUACUAUAGUUAUAGGGAAUACUGUCAUCACUGAACUUGCAGCCACUGAGCAUUUAUGUAUUCAUGAACUUACUGUAUACCAUGGAUUUAAUAUUACACAAAAACUGAGAAUACUACCAGUAAUUUAGGUCUCUGGAGCUUUCUUUACACUGCCUUGAGUUGGCCAGGUGAUAUGAGUGACCAGGUAACUUAAAGGUACAGGCUGCCUGACAUCUAGGUACUUUACUUCCAGCUUUGAUGUUUAAAAAAAUAAAAAGGGGGAAAGGGAGGAGUUUAAAAAGGUGUUCCCAAAUAUUAAGUUGAGCAUAGUUUUUAAUUUAGAAACUGAAAUAACAGCACAAACAUUUUAAUGUGAAAGUUAUAUUCCAGCAAUAUGCAGCAAUGCAGCCUCUUUACAGGUUUCUUUUAUUAAGAGAAGUAAUUAUCCUUAGUGUUCUUUGGAAAUAUAACAAAAAAUAGAGUUCUGGGUGAGUCUGCUUGGAUUCUGUUGUAAAAGCCAAUUAUAUUUCCUGAUUCCUAGGAAUUGUCAGGUUAAACUGUAAACAACCAAAUAUACAGAAAUAAAGCUUAUUAAAAACUGA